CCAUGCUGACCCCCACUUACAAACAGCUUUUGGCUCCUUCUCGAGUCUCUGUUGGUUCGGCCUCCUCGCCUCCACUCCAGCCUCCAGCAUGUCCACAAGGGUGACCCAGAAGACCUACAAGGUGUCCACCUCUGGCCCCCGGGCCUUCAGCAGCCGCUCGUACUCGAGUGGGCCCGGCACCCGCAUCAGCUCCUCGUCUUUUUCCCGGGUGGGCAGCGGCUACCGGGUCGGCCUGGGCACCAACAUGAGUCUGGCCGGGGGUUACGGCGGGGCUGGGAACAUGGGGAGCAUCACGGCUGUCCAAGUGAACCAGAGCCUGCUGAGCCCCUUGAAGCUGGAGGUGGACCCCACCAUCCAGGCGGUGCGCAACCAGGAGAAGGAGCAGAUUAAGACCCUCAACAACAAGUUUGCUUCCUUCAUCGACAAGGUGCGGAGCCUGGAGCAGCAAAAUAAGAUUCUGGAGACCAAAUGGAACCUCCUGCAGCAGCAGAAGACAACUCGCAGUAACAUGGACAACAUGUUUGAGAGCUACAUCAACAACCUUCGGCGGCAGUUGGACACGCUGGCCCAGGAGAAACUGAGGCUGGAGGCAGAGUUUGGCAACAUGCAGGGGCUGGUGGAGGACUUGAAGAAUAAGUACGAGGAUGAGAUCAACAAGCGCACAGAGAUGGAGAAUGAAUUUGUUCUCAUCAAGAAGGAUGUGGAUGAAGCUUACAUGAACAAGGUGGAGUUGGAGUCCCGCCUGGAAGGGCUGACCGAUGAGAUCAACUUCUACAGGCAGCUGUAUGAAGAGGAGAUUCAUGAACUGCAGUCCCAGAUCUCCGACACAUCUGUGGUCCUGUCCAUGGAUAACAACCGCUCCCUGGACCUGGACGGCAUCAUCGCUGAGGUCAAGGCCCAAUACGAGGAGAUCGCCAACCGCAGCAGGGCUGAGGCUGAGACCAUGUACAAGAUUAAGUACGAGGAGCUGCAGACAUUGGCUGGGAAGCAUGGGGAUGACCUGCGCCGCACGAAGACUGAGAUUUCUGAGAUGAACCGGAACAUCAGCCGAUUCCAGGCUGAGAUCGAGGGCCUCAAAGGCCAGAGGGCUUCCCUGGAGGCCGCCAUCGCUGAUGCCGAACAGCGUGGGGAGCUGGCCAUCAAGGACGCUCAGGCCAAGGUGGCUGAGCUGGAAGCUGCUCUGAGAAACGCCAAGCAGGACAUGGCCCGGCAGCUGCGGGAGUACCAGGAGCUCAUGAACGUCAAGCUGGCCCUGGACGUGGAGAUCGCCACCUACAGGAAGCUGCUGGAGGGCGAAGAGAACCGGCUGGAGUCUGGGAUGCAGAACAUGAGUAUCCACACCAAGACCACCAGCGGCUACUCAGGUGUGCUGAGCCCAUCUUACGGGAACCUCAACUAUGGCAUGGGCUUCCAGGCCAGUUUGGGCUCUGGCGGGAGCUCUGGCUCCUUCACCCGCACCAGCUCCUCCAAGACAGUGGUUGUGAAGAAGAUUGAGACCCGCGAUGGGAAGCUUGUGUCUGAAUCAUCUGAUGUCCUGCCUAAGUGAAUGACUACUGCUGUCCCUCCUGUCCUCCAAGCCUGCGGGAAAGGAGCUGCUGUGCAGGGGAGCGGCGGGCACAGGAGACCCGCCUGAGGCUCAGCCUCAGUCCUCAGCUUCCCCUUGGGGUGGGAGAGUUUACUGCCAGGGGGACUACCUUUUUCCUAUGUUCACAACAUAAAAGCCAAAACAAGUGUUUUUUUUUUCCAAAAUAAAAUCUCAGCUGGCUCAGCCAACACUA
Miniopterus natalensis is the source of this 1778-nucleotide messenger RNA. It is a transcript of the gene KRT8, whose product is annotated as keratin 8. Gene Ontology annotation, cellular component: keratin filament. The record is from RefSeq and is a predicted model, not a curated record. NCBI's taxonomy places the organism in Eukaryota, Metazoa, Chordata, Mammalia, Chiroptera, Miniopteridae.